AUGCCUCCGCCAAAACAUAACAACGCAGAAACAGCAGACGACCACCCAGAGGACGACUACGAUGACAUUCCCCUGGAGCACCAACGCCCGUUUGGCUCCGGACUACACAGGCGCCCUAUAGCCUUUGUCUCGGCAUCCGGACCAGGCACCCUUCAGUCCGUCGACGCCAACCGACCAACGCCAAAACCCCAGCCCAAUGUCGCCGAUAUGUACCUCAGCAUGGUUUUAUCCGAAGACUCGCGGUCCCAGUCCGCGCCGCCGAGCACCACAGCACCACCACCACCGCCCAAACCAUCCACACCAGCCCCAACCUCAGAUUCUCCCAAAGACGAAAACGAAGCAGAAACCUGCCCCGUCUGCCGUCUCCCCCUAACCACCCCCUCCGACAGCUCAAACCCAAACACAGACCCGUCAAAACCCACCCCCCACACCCAAUCCCUAGCCCACCAACUCUGUCUCCCCCACUCCCACCCCCCCUCCGCCCUCGACCGCACCCGCAUGGGCCUCUCCUACCUCGCCGCCCACGGCUGGGACCCAGACGCCCGCUCCGGGCUGGGGGCCGCACAGCAGGGUAUCGCGUAUCCUGUGAAGGCGAAGGUGAAGGAUGAUGUUUUGGGGGUUGGGAUGGUUGUUUCGAAACGGGAGAAGGAGGGCGCAAAGAAAAAUGGGGGGAGGUUGUUGGAUGCGGGGAAGGUGAGGAAGAUGGUGGGGGAGGAGAGGAGGAGGGGGGAGAGGAUUAGGGAGGAGUUGUUUGGUGAUGGGAGGGUGGAGAGGUAUCUUGGACGGGCGGCGGAUUCUAUUUGA
Dichotomopilus funicola is the source of this 804-nucleotide messenger RNA. RefSeq lists its product as uncharacterized. NCBI's taxonomy places the organism in Eukaryota, Fungi, Ascomycota, Sordariomycetes, Sordariales, Chaetomiaceae. The coding region runs from base 1 to 804 and encodes 267 amino acids. The transcript has a single exon. The record is from RefSeq and is a predicted model, not a curated record. Gene Ontology annotation, molecular function: nucleic acid binding.